This is a messenger RNA of Alternaria burnsii, 411 nucleotides long. RefSeq names its product histone H3. Lineage: Eukaryota; Fungi; Ascomycota; Dothideomycetes; Pleosporales; Pleosporaceae. Gene Ontology annotation, molecular function: DNA binding; structural constituent of chromatin; protein heterodimerization activity. Gene Ontology annotation, biological process: rRNA transcription. Gene Ontology annotation, cellular component: nucleosome. The transcript has 2 exons. The record is from RefSeq and is a predicted model, not a curated record. The coding region runs from base 1 to 411 and encodes 136 amino acids.
AUGGCCCGCACUAAGCAGACCGCCCGCAAGUCCACUGGUGGCAAAGCCCCCCGCAAGCAGCUCGCAUCCAAGGCAGCUCGUAAGAGUGCGCCAUCUACCGGUGGUGUCAAGAAGCCCCACCGCUACAAGCCCGGAACCGUCGCUCUCCGUGAGAUCCGUCGCUACCAGAAGUCGACUGAGCUCCUCAUCCGCAAGCUGCCCUUCCAGCGUCUUGUCCGUGAGAUUGCCCAGGACUUCAAGUCCGAUCUCCGCUUCCAGUCCUCUGCCAUCGGUGCUCUCCAGGAGUCCGUUGAGGCCUAUCUCGUCUCCCUCUUCGAGGACACCAACCUCUGCGCCAUCCACGCCAAGCGUGUCACCAUCCAGAGCAAGGACAUCCAGCUCGCCCGCCGCCUCCGUGGUGAGCGUGGUUAA